UUAUCCUCUUCAACCUCCGGCUCUCUGCCCCCAUUUCCCGCGGCUGCUCCGCCGCGAGAAGGCCUCGUCGCUCCCCCUCCUCGCCGCGCCGCCGCCGUUGCUUUGGCGAGAUAGCUGCUCCGAUGGCGGCGGUCAAGGUCCCCUCAAUGGAGCUGCACCGCCCCCCGCCGUUCCGCUCCGGUGGCCGAGGAAGAAGUUGCUUUCAGAAGCCUUUCCUUGUCCAAGCAAAGAGAUUACAGGGAUUGGAGAAGGCAAACACAAGGCAAGGAAAGCAAAGUCCGGAACAACUAAAGAAAAGAGCGCCGCUGACCCCUGGGACAGUGAGUCCACCUCUACCAGUACCAGGGCACAUACUUCGACCUCCUUACGUUGGUAAAAAAGAUGCCCCAGAGAUAGCAAGUGAGAUACAAAUGCAUGACAAAGAGAGCAUCGUUCACAUGAAAGCUGCAUGUGAGCUUGCUGCCCGCGUUCUUGAAUACGCAGGAACAUUAGUGAAACCCUCUGUAACAACAGACGAAAUUGAUAAAUCAGUGCACAAGAUGAUCAUUGAUGCUGGAGCCUAUCCAUCCCCGCUUGGAUAUGGGGGGUUUCCAAAAAGUGUGUGCACAUCUGUGAACGAAUGCAUCUGCCAUGGAAUUCCUGAUUCUCGCAAACUGCAGGAUGGAGACAUAAUUAAUAUCGAUGUUACUGUCUACCUGAAUGGCUAUCAUGGGGACACCUCAAAGACUUUCCUAUGUGGAGAAGUAGAUGAAGGCAGUAAACGACUUGUGAAGGUUACUGAAGAGUGCAUGCUCAGGGCUAUAUCAGCUUGCAAACAUGGUACCAGCUUUAAGAAAAUUGGCAGAAGAAUAAGCGAGCACGCUGGGAGGCACGGAUUUGGUGUCGUGGAGCAGUUUGUUGGGCACGGAGUUGGGAGAAUAUUUCAUUCAGAACCAAUCAUAUACCACCAGCGUAACAAUAUGCCAGGUCAGAUGGUUGAAGGCCAGACAUUCACAAUAGAACCGGCCCUAACCAUGGGAAGCAUCGAAUGCAACAUGUGGGACGAUGGCUGGACGGCCGUCACGACGGACGGCAGCCUAGCCGCGCAGUUCGAGCACACAAUACUGAUUACCAAGACCGGGGCAGAGAUCCUCACGAAAUGCUAGCAAGAUGGCCGCAUUCUCUUCAGCUGAUGGUUUUAGCUAAUUACUAAGUCGUAGGCAAAACAAGAAAUAUAAUUAGCUUAUGAUUAAUUAAAUAUCAUUCAUUGAAAACUUGUAAAUUAAAUUAUUUGA
This is a messenger RNA of Oryza brachyantha (malo sina), 1274 nucleotides long. Its product is annotated as methionine aminopeptidase 1B, chloroplastic-like. Lineage: Eukaryota; Viridiplantae; Streptophyta; Magnoliopsida; Poales; Poaceae. The transcript has 10 exons. Gene Ontology annotation, biological process: proteolysis. Gene Ontology annotation, molecular function: metalloaminopeptidase activity. The record is from RefSeq and is a predicted model, not a curated record. Bases 123 to 1145 code for a protein of 340 amino acids.